This is a messenger RNA of Erinaceus europaeus (western European hedgehog), 4504 nucleotides long. RefSeq names its product RUN and FYVE domain containing 3 (gene RUFY3). The record is from RefSeq and is a predicted model, not a curated record. The coding region runs from base 679 to 2142 and encodes 487 amino acids. Gene Ontology annotation, cellular component: cytoplasm. Gene Ontology annotation, biological process: regulation of axonogenesis. The transcript is spliced from 14 exons. NCBI's taxonomy places the organism in Eukaryota, Metazoa, Chordata, Mammalia, Eulipotyphla, Erinaceidae.
GUUCAGAGCAGCUGGUCACAUGAGCCUGAAUUUUCAGUUCAGUUCAUUAGUCAGCCAUUUUGGUCAACACCCUGCUUACUGCGCACAACCAAUCCUAUUAGAACUCAGCAUCCCACCUCCUCUGAGCAGACCCUGGAAGUGAUUUCUGCAGUUCAGGAUUUUUUCAAGCUAAAUUGAAAAUACAGGUUUUUAUUUUUUCAUCCAUCUUUUUUUUUCCCUUUUGUGUUUUUUUGUUCCUGCACAAAGAAGGAGGAUUUUUCACUUAUUCAUGCAGAGACCAGUUUUUUUUAAGCCAGCUAACGUGGCGUCGACUGUGCAGGAUUUAAAGCUGAUAGCUCCACUGAAAGAAGGGGGUAGGGAAGGGAAGAUAAAAGAAGAGAAAGCUGGGAGAAGACAAGCAUCAUCUUACUUUAAUAAGUGGUAGGAGCUGUCUAUGAGAAAAGAUAGAAUUGUUUAUCUUGAACCAUUGGUUCUUAAACCAUAAGGUAUUUUUCCGUGUGUGUGUGUGUGUGUGUGUGUGUGUGUGUGUGUGUGUGUGUGUAAGUGUAAGCCUCCCACACCCCUUUUCUUGAGAGCUUUUGUUUCAGAGCUUUGGACUUAGGGGGGGUUUGGUGAGGAGGUUUUAUUUAUUUUUGUUGGUGUGUGUUGUGUGUGUGUUGUGGUCUCAGCUGAGUCAUCAUGUCUGCUCUGACACCUCCGACCGAUAUGCCAACCCCCACCACUGACAAGAUCACACAGGCUGCCAUGGAGACCAUCUACCUUUGCAAAUUCCGAGUGUCCAUGGAUGGAGAAUGGCUCUGCCUGCGAGAGCUGGAUGACAUCUCUCUUACACCUGACCCAGAGCCUACCCAUGAAGACUCUUGGGAGGAUUUGACAGAUUUGGUGGAGCAAAUGCGUGAUGAUACAGAAGAUCCUAAUUAUCUCAUGGCUAAUGAACGUAUGAACUUGAUGAACAUGGCUAAGCUGAGUAUCAAGGGACUGAUUGAGUCAGCUCUGAACCUGGGGAGGACUCUGGAUUCUGACUACGCACCUCUCCAGCAGUUCUUUGUAGUGAUGGAACACUGCCUGAAACAUGGGUUGAAAGCUAAGAAAACUUUUCUUGGACAAAAUAAAUCUUUUUGGGGGCCUCUAGAGCUGGUAGAAAAGCUUGUUCCAGAAGCAGCAGAGAUAACAGCAAGUGUCAAAGAUCUUCCAGGGCUUAAGACACCGGUAGGGAGAGGAAGAGCCUGGCUUCGUUUGGCAUUAAUGCAAAAGAAACUUUCAGAAUAUAUGAAGGCUUUGAUCAACAAGAAAGAACUUCUCAGUGAGUUCUAUGAACCCAAUGCCCUCAUGAUGGAAGAAGAAGGCGCCAUAAUUGCUGGUCUUUUGGUGGGUCUGAAUGUCAUUGAUGCCAAUUUCUGUAUGAAAGGUGAAGAUUUAGACUCUCAGGUUGGAGUAAUAGAUUUCUCAAUGUAUCUCAAGGAUGGUAACAGCAGUAAAGGAAGUGAAGGUGAUGGGCAGAUUACUGCAAUUCUGGAUCAGAAGAACUAUGUGGAAGAACUCAACAGACAUCUAAAUGCUACUGUAAACAACCUUCAAGCAAAAGUGGAUGCAUUAGAGAAAUCCAACACUAAACUGACAGAGGAACUUGCAGUUGCAAACAACAGGAUUAUUACCUUGCAAGAAGAAAUGGAACGAGUAAAAGAAGAAAGCUCCUACAUACUGGAAUCCAAUCGCAAGGGUCCUAAGCAAGACAGAGCUUCAGAAGGGCAAGCAUUAAGUGAAGCAAGAAAACAUUUAAAGGAGGAGACACAAUUACGUCUGGAUGUUGAGAAAGAACUAGAAAUCCAAAUCAGCAUGAGACAGGAGAUGGAAUUGGCCAUGAAGAUGCUGGAGAAGGAUGUGUGUGAGAAGCAGGAUGCCCUGGUGUCCCUGCGGCAGCAGCUGGAUGAUCUCAGGGCUCUCAAGCAUGAACUUGCCUUUAAGCUGCAGAGUUCAGACUUAGGAGUAAAACAGAAAAGUGAACUAAACAGUCGCUUGGAAGAGAAGACCAAUCAGAUGGCUGCUACAAUUAAACAGCUUGAGCAAAGUGAAAAGGAUUUGGUGAAACAGGCAAAGACCUUAAAUAGUGCAGCAAACAAACUGAUUCCCAAACAUCAUUAGGCAUUUUCCAAUUAGUCACCUCACAAGUCUGACAUCAGAGUUUAAUUGUAAAAGGAAGAAAUUUGAAAGUUAUUACCUUUAAGCUUCAGUUCUUUAUAAAAUGUCACCAAAAAUUGACUUUGAACAUACUGGGCUUUUGAAAAAAAGUUUGAUAAAAUAUAUUUUGAUUUUUUUUCUUUAUUUUUCUUGUAGUUAGAAAAUUUAGUAUUAGUCUUAACUAAAUGCCAAAUAAUAAUUAAGAAAUUACUUUUGAAUUAGCCAGUAAACACACCACUUAAAAAAAUAAGCCUAGGAAAUUGAGACCCAGACAUAUAUUAUUGAUGCCUUUACAACCCAGACCCUGGUAAUAUCAGAUUCUAGGUGCAUUGUUUUUCAUCAGCAAGCCUUUCUGCCACUGCAAUGUAAUGAACUAGAGGUGACUGCCAUGUGAACUUGGACUCUUCUAAAACAGUUCUGUGUCCCUUAGACCAUAAUCUCUUUUCACUUUCAUCAUAUAGGUUUACUCCCCAAGCCAAGGAUAAGCACUUAAUAUUUCACUACAGUUCUACUCUCAAUAACCAAGAUUGCUUGCAAUUUCUUGCCUUAGUGACUUUGGAGAAAAAGAAAAAAGAAAACACAGCAUCCUUACAUUUCUUUAAAGUACGUAGAGAUAAAGUUAGUGAUUAGGUAAUCUAUGAUAACAUAAUGUGGAAGCUUGAGAAAACCCUCCUAAUAUUUAUUUUCUACCUCUGCCACUUGCCUGCAAUUCUUCCCAUUUAGGUAACUCAGAGAGAACAAUUUCAACAAAAAUUAGUCCUCUCCUAUUAAAAUUAAAACCUUACACACUUUUCAAAUCUAUCCUGCUUUUCCUUUUAGAUUAAAGACAAGUUAUAGACACAAGUGACAAUUUCCUGCCUUUCAUCCCUUGUGUGGAAACAUUUACCGUAACUUUUUGCUUAUAUAGGGAUUUGCUAAAGUUUCUGGGAAACUAACAGCCUAAUAGAAAACCAUUUCAACCUGUAGGGGGAAAGCUUCACAAGUGGUGAAGCAGGGCUGCAGGUGUUUCUCUGUCUCUCUCCCUCUCUAUCUCCCCUUCCCCUCUCAAUUUCUCUCUGUAUCUAUCCAAUAAUAAAUAAAUAAAUAUAUUUUUUAAAAAAAAAGAAAACCAUUUCAGUAGGAAAUAGCAAAAUGACAAGCUUACUAUUAUUUAACCUAAAAAUGAAGAUUCCCAGUAGACAUCCUUAAACAAUAAUUAGCAGGGCUUCUUUUUUUCUAAGUGACCACAGAUCCAACCCUUUCUAGGCUUUACAUUGUAAAUAACUCUAUAAAAACUUUGAUUAAAAAAAAAGACUUUUGAUUUGGAGUGUAGGUUUCACCUAAGCCUUCAUUCCUUCAAAAAGUCUUGACAAGCCUUUUCUCAUUCCGGUAUGGUUUGCAGCAUUUCAGCUGCUGAGAUGAGAGCAGAUAAUCCCUUUGCUUUCCCAUUCUUGACCUUCUUUACCACCAUUCUUAAAGAGAAAAACAGAAUUAGAGGAGUGAGAUAGAUUUCGUCAUGUAUGUUUUCAUAGGCACUUGAAGGCUUGAACCCGUCAAGUCAAAGAGCAUAUGACCCGUGUCAUGGAAGAACUUAAGCUUUAGACUUAUUAAGUUGUUGAUAAUUUUGCCCCUAUACGAAUAAAUCUCUUACUAGCUUAAUCAUACUUUUGUGAUAAGGAGUUGCCUUUUAUAGGAGCAUUCAGAAGGAGUGCUCAUACGGCAAAAUAAAAUACAUUAGCGACUACAUGUAGCAUGUUCCCAAAUUCCAUUAUACAUAUCCCCAAAUAUUUCACCUUUUAAAAUAUGUUUCUGUAUAGGUGCUUUAGAAUAUGCUUCUUUAUAGUUAUGGGAUCUAUCACAUAUCUGUCAUUAAUCAGAAUCUUCCAGAGAAUAUGGUCAGGAAUCUUACACAAACCUGGUGCUGAGUUGUUUGUCCACGUAGUCACACAUUCACUACUUGAUAGAAAUGGAAAAGGAAGUAGGUGGCCAAAGUUUGACAAAGGUUUCUCCUUACAUAAUAUCCCAAAGUCAGUGUGAAAGGCUAAUGUUUAAUGUCUAAUGACUUAACAUAAUUUGUGGUUUAGGUAAAGUCUGAGAAAAAAUGUCCUAUCUCCACAUCUAAGCAGGUAGUAUCCCACUAGCAAGUUCAGUCACGUGUGUAAGAAGAAAUACAAAGUACCAAACGUAAUAGGAAAAUAAACUUUCUAAAGUUGAGUUUAACUUUAAUUACAGUGUACCUGAGGUUGACUUUGAAUAUGAAUUUUCUAAAAAAAAAAAAAAGUGAUGUUUUAUUGUUUAUCAUCUAAUGGCUGUAAACUGUAGUACUAGAAUAAAAAAAAAAUGGAAA